Heterocephalus glaber (naked mole-rat) is the source of this 1881-nucleotide messenger RNA. RefSeq names its product cyclin dependent kinase inhibitor 1C (gene Cdkn1c). Gene Ontology annotation, biological process: negative regulation of mitotic cell cycle; negative regulation of cyclin-dependent protein serine/threonine kinase activity. Gene Ontology annotation, molecular function: cyclin-dependent protein serine/threonine kinase inhibitor activity. NCBI's taxonomy places the organism in Eukaryota, Metazoa, Chordata, Mammalia, Rodentia, Bathyergidae. The record is from RefSeq and is a predicted model, not a curated record. Gene Ontology annotation, cellular component: nucleus.
GGGGCCCCGCGCGCGCGGGGGUGGGGCCCGCGCGUAUAAAGGGGCUCAGGCUGCGGGGCGUUCCGCAGGCCAAGUGCGCUGUGCUCGAGGGGUGCCGGCUAGGCCCAAGCGAGCCAGCGGGCAGGCAGGCAGGCAGCUCCGAGGGGGCGCGGCUGCAGCCACACAGGACCAGCGAACGAGACACGGGAACCGUCCACCACCGGACAACCAGCACCUCUGCGAUGGAGCGCCUGGUCACCGGUGGAAACGUCCCUGUGAUGGCGCGCACGAGCGCCUGCCGUAGCCUCUUCGGGCCCGUGGACCAUGAGGAGCUGGGCCGUGAGCUGCGGAUGCGCCUAGCCGAGCUGGCUGCUGAGGACCAGAACCGCUGGGACUUCAACUUCCAGCAGGACGUGCCGCUCCGGGGCCCUGGGCGCCUGCAGUGGACCGAGGUGGACAGCGAUUCCGUGCCCGCCUUCUAUCGCGAGACGGUGCAGGUGGGGCGCUGUCGUCUGCUGCUGGCGCCCCGGCCACCCCCGGUGGUCGUGGCUGUCAUCCCGCCCCGCGAACCGCCUACCGCUAAGUCCCUCGACGGCCCGGAUGAAGAGCCGGGGCAGACGCCCAGCGUUCCUGCCCCGGCCCCGGCCCCGGUGCCCAUUCCGCCCCUAGCCGCCGUCGCGGCCCCGGCGGUGGCCCCAGUGCUGGCCCCGGCAGUGGCCCCGCCGCUGGCCCCUGUGAUGGCCCCGCCGCUGGCCCCGGUGAUGGCCCCGCCGCUGGUCCCGGCGCUGGUUCCGGCCUCGGUCUCCGCUUCCGAGCUGGGCUCGGACCCGGACCCUGACGCGGACGCGGCCCCUCAGGACAGCGCCGAGCCGGGCGCGAACCAGGCGCAGCGCGGCCCCGAGCCGCUCGCCGACUCGCUGCACUCGGGGAUUCCGGGACGUCCCGCGGCCGGCACCGCGGUGGCCGGCGCCAACGGCGCGGCGAUCAAGAAGCUGUCGGGGCCUCUCAUCUCCGAUUUCUUCGCCAAACGGAAGAGAUCUGCGCCCGAGAGCAAGUCCUCCGGAGAUGUACCCCCGGGGUGUCCCCCGGCUGGCGCACCUCCUGGGAUUGGCGGGGCGGAGCAAACCCCGCGCAAGCGGCUGAGAUGAGUUAGUUUAGACCCCCAGGAGCACGGGGAGCUUGUUGGGCAGCGGACGAUGGAUGAGCGGGGGGCCUCGCGGGACCGUACUUCUAGCAGCAACCGGUGGCAGCAGCCGCAGCGCAGCCUACGGUUUUGUGUUUAAAAUCUGAAAACUGUGCAAUGUAUUGAUAGCGUCGCUAUUACUUAAAUAUAUUCUGCACAUGGAGUACACUGGUCCCAAGGUGUAAAGCUUUAAGAGUCAUUUAUAUAUAAAAUGUUUAAUCUCUGCUGAAACUCAGUGCAUAAAAGAAGAAAAAAGAAAAAAGAAAAAAAAAAGAUAAAAGGGAAAAAAAGAAAAAAGAGGAAAAAAUAAAAAACAUGUAUAUUUGUACAAAAGCUUUUUAAAGUUAUACUAACUUAUAUUUUCUAUUUAUGUCCAGGCGUGGGUCUCUGCCACGCAACUGCUCGGUUAUUGGUUAUGCCAAAGGCACUAUAUUUCACCCACAUCAGAUUAUCAGCAAGUUGAAUUUAUUUUUCCAGUGGGCUCUAGGGGAGGAGGUUGCUCACAAGCUAGCUUCCAUACAUACCCAUCUAGCUUGCAGUCUUUUCACGCUUUCGCUGCCUCUCAUUAUUAUUAUUAUUAUUAUUAUUAUUAUUAUUAUUAUUAUUAUUAUUUUAAACUUGAAGACAAAUCUGUUAAAAAUGGUUCCUGAGCCGUCUGUACCACUGCCCCGGCUCCUCGUCCGCCGGGUUCUAAAUAAAGAGGCCAAAAAUGCUGCAAA